AUGCGACGCUGGACCGAAGAGUUCAGGAUGGCGUUGCCAAGACGCCGCCAAUGGGGUAUGUUUUUACUUCUGUUGCAUAUCAAGGAAAUCGAUGCGUUAUGGCUGACCCUCUACAGCUGGAAUUCGUAUAAUCACUACUCAUGUGCCCCCAAUGAGUCGAUUGUACACUCUAACGCGAAAGCACUUGUCGACUUUGGCCUUGCUGAUUUAGGAUACCGCUAUGUGACAACAGACUGCGGCUGGACAAUCGCAGACAGAACAGCGAAUGGUUCGCUGACGUGGAACGAAACACUCUUCCCAAGUGGAUUCCCUGCACUGGGAGAGUACAUCCACAGCCUAGGUCUUCUCUUUGGAGUCUACGAAGACGCGGGGAUUCGCACAUGCCAGACAAACAUGGAACAGGCGGGGAGUUUGUAUGAUAACUGCUUCUCUGAUGCUGCGACCGGGUAUCCGAAUGUCCAGUAUACACCGAGUACAUCACCUCGUGCCCGAUAUGCUAAUAUGACGAACGCUUUGUCCCAGCACAGGCCGGUUCUUUUCCAAAUCUGCGAAUGGGGCGUGGAUUUCCCCGCUCUCUGGGCUCCCUCGCUAGGCCACACAUGGCGUAUUGGUAAUGAUAUCAUUCCCGCGUGGAGAGCCAUCUUCAGGACGUUGAACCAGGCUGUGCCGAAUACCCCGUCCGCGGGGCCGGGUCAAUGGCCUGAUUUGGAUAUGUUGGAGAUCGGGACGAACGUCUUGACGACGCCGGAAGAACAGACACAUUUCAGUAUGUGGGCGAUUUUGAAAAGUCCUCUUACCAUUGGUGGCGCGUUGAAGGAUGAUUGGACGAGUAUUGGAGAAGCGUCGCUUGCGGUGCUGAAGAAUGAGGCUGUUGUUGCGUUGAAUCAGGAUGCGCUGGGGGUGAGUGCGAAUCUGAGGAGGCGCUGGUCGGACGAGGGAUAUGAUGUCUGGAGUGGAGAGCUUGAGGGUGGGCGCACUGUGGCUGCGUUGAUCAAUUGGAAUGAUGUCGAGCGCGAGUUGACGUUGGAUUUACCUGAUGUUGGAAUUCAGUAUGCGGGCACGGUCAAAGAUAUUUGGGCGGAUAAGGUACUAAAUGGUGUUCGAACGAGUUAUACCUCGACCAUUGCACCGCAUGGAGUCAUGUUGUUGGAGCUGAGCAACACCACGCAAGCUGAUACUUAUUCAGCAGAUCUCUUUGCGACAAAAAGCGGGAACAAGCUGAUAUUCAGCAACAUCUACGCCAACACCACAAGCUCAAAUUACACCAUUUCCAUCGCUUUCUCUCAAGCCCCAGAAUCAGCUAGCAGCAUCACCUUAAGCUCCCCUGCCAACCAUGCACCUCAGACAAUCCAAGUACCAGCCUCAAGCAAAACAGUACAAGCAAGCAUAUCUCUGACAGCAGGCACCACAAACGACAUUCUUCUGGAAUCAACCAUUUCAAUUAAUUCAAUCCAUAUUGCCUCCCCCACAGGAACAUACUACGGUGCUCCCGAAUUCUCUCUGUCAGGAUCCGCCAGUCUCACAAGCUGUGGAGAUGGUUACUGCGAGCCAGUAGGAUCCAAGAUCGGCUUCCUCAAUAUCAACAAUACAGCGUCAAUUACCGUCCCGAUCAGCAUACCAUCGAAUGCCUCAAGCAAGACUACGGCAAAGUAUCUGGAAGUGGAUUACAUCAACAACGACAUUGCCCUGUCGACUUCAUGGGGAUACGGAUCCAAUUCGCGAAACCUGACUAUCACUCUCAACGGUGGAGACCCAGUUCGUCUUGAGGUGCCCCUUUCUGGUCGGCAUAGUGAGCUCUUUGGGCCGGGGCUCGGUUGGUGGGAUACAGCUACUCUGGGAUUGCUUUUGCCAGGAUGGAAAGAUGGGGACAACGAGCUUGUUCUUGGGAAUGAUGCUGCUGUGGAUGUGAGCCAAACUUAUGCUCCUGAUGUCGUUGGUGUGCGUGUUUUCGGGUAG
Messenger RNA from Penicillium maclennaniae, 1956 nucleotides. RefSeq names its product alpha-galactosidase D. The record is from RefSeq and is a predicted model, not a curated record. Gene Ontology annotation, molecular function: hydrolase activity, hydrolyzing O-glycosyl compounds. The coding region runs from base 1 to 1956 and encodes 651 amino acids. The transcript is spliced from 3 exons. Gene Ontology annotation, biological process: carbohydrate metabolic process. NCBI's taxonomy places the organism in Eukaryota, Fungi, Ascomycota, Eurotiomycetes, Eurotiales, Aspergillaceae.